This is a messenger RNA of Linum trigynum, 1213 nucleotides long. NCBI's taxonomy places the organism in Eukaryota, Viridiplantae, Streptophyta, Magnoliopsida, Malpighiales, Linaceae. The record is from the annotation of a GenBank genome assembly.
GGUGAUUAGGCUUUCUCAAUCAAAAACUGUUGUUAUGGUAUCAAAGCCUUUCUAAACCCUAGCCACCGCAGACAUGGCUGAAAAUUCCCGACCAAAUGCAGGUAGAAAUGUUGCUGCAAAUGCACAGCCCAAUGUAGAUCCCAUGGCAAAUCCCUACUAUCUGCAUGGUUCUGAGCAGCCAAGAUUGAUCUUGGUGGGAGAGAAACUUACCACCACCAACUACAAUGACUGGAGCCAUGCCAUGUUGAAUGCUUUGGGAUCCAAGAACAAGCUUGGUUUCGUCAUUGGUUCAAUCCCACAUCCAGGAAAGAAUCAUCAGAAUGCAUGAUCCUAGAAUAGGAACAAUGUCAUGGUCCUUUCAUGGAUCCAAGAAGCAGUUGAGGCCAGCAUCCGUAAAACAAUUAAUUAUGUCCUGCAAGACCUCCCUUGAAGCCUGGAGAAGUAUGAGAUCAAGGUAUGGCCAAGGACAUGUGGUAAGAAUUACUGAACUCACUAAAACUCUAAGCAAUCUCAAACAAGGUAGUCAGUAUGUCACAAAAUAUUAUGGCAACCUAAUUGUUAUUAGAGAUGAGUUGGAUAAUUAUCAGCCUCAUCAACCCUGCACCUGCACACCAACUAGUCGAGAAACAUGUGCAGCAGCGAGGCUAGUGUUGCUAACAGAGACACAAAUUAUGUCAUACACUUUCUAAGGCGUUUGAAUGAGAAUUUUUCAAGUAUUAGAUCUCAAGUUCUGUUUGGUGAUGCCCUGCCGACUGCCAUCCAUUGAUCGAGUCUUCCAAAGGAUGUUGCAACAUGAAAGACAACAAUAUGGAACACAAAAAAUAAACCUCUUGUUGUGGAAAGUGUGAGUUUGGCAGCACAUAGCAGCACCAACUCUCAAAUCAGAAGGCCAAGACGUUGCUACACUCAUUGCAAGUUUCUUGGACACACUGAGAAAACCUGGCACUCAUUGCAAGUUUCUUGGCCACCAUGCAUGAAUUCAAGGCCAACCCAACCCUUUAGGAAGGGUUCUGGAGUGCACCUACUACAAGAAACAAGGACACAGUGAGGAGAAAUGCUUCAGCAAACAUGGCUAUCCAAACCCAAUGGGAGGUCGCAGAAGCAAAGCUCAGGCAAACAUAGCAAGUGCAGAGGAUUUGCACCGGUAACUAAAGCUUACUAAGGCAGAUUACAUGAAGCUAAUCUCCAAAAUUAAUGAAAAAGGUAAUCAAAG